This is a messenger RNA of Triticum aestivum (bread wheat), 1702 nucleotides long. RefSeq names its product protein FAR-RED IMPAIRED RESPONSE 1. Gene Ontology annotation, molecular function: nucleic acid binding; zinc ion binding. The coding region runs from base 294 to 1664 and encodes 456 amino acids. The transcript has 2 exons. Lineage: Eukaryota; Viridiplantae; Streptophyta; Magnoliopsida; Poales; Poaceae. The record is from RefSeq and is a predicted model, not a curated record.
CGAUGGAGAUUGCUAUUGAGAAUGUUUGGCCAGAAACAACACACCGGUUGGUGCAAGUGGCAUAUUCUUCGUAAGGCUAAAGAGAGUUUGGGUUUUCAUUAUACAAAGAAGAGUGACUUCCGAGCAGAAUUCCAUAGAUUUGUGAACGACAUGCUAACUAUCGAAGAGUUUGAGAAGGGGUGGCUGGAGAUUAUGAAGAAAUACAGUUUGUAGAGCAAUACAUUCCUGAUACAAAAUUUGAGGUGAGGCGGAAGUGGGCUAAGCCAUAUUUUUCUGGAAAAUUUUGUGCAAAAAUGACGGGCACACAAAGGAGUGAGAGCGCAAAUCACAUGCUUAAGAAUUAUGUUCCUCCAGCAUGCCCAAUGAAUCUUUUUGUGAAGCAUUAUGCAAAAGUACUAUUUGAUAGAGAGCAAGAAGAAGGUUUCCAAGAAAAGAGCACCAAAUUGGCAGGAGUAGUUCUAAAAGUUAACAUACCAAUUGAAUGCCAUGCAAGCACGGUGUAUACUCGGGCCAUGUUCGAGCUGUUUGGAAAAAGUCUUUACUACUCAGGUUCUUAUUACAUCAAAGAAUUAGUUCCAAGGACUGAGUACCUGGCAACACACGUGAAGGCGGAAUCGAGGGAGAAAUGGUACAAGAGCAGAUACAAGGUGGUUGUUUCAGAAUUCAGAGAUUUUUUCAGUUGUGAGUGUGGACUCUUUGAGCAUAUGGGGAUGAUUUGUUGCCAUGCACUAAAUGUGUGUAGAUAUGAUUUACAAGUAGGUAUUUCUUUUUAUUUGUCCAUUGCUGACUUUGCAAGUGAUUUGGAAAAACAGGUGAUGAUAGUGUUGGGAUUGAAUGAGAUACCAAGGAAGCACAUACUGAAAAGAUGGACAGUAGAUGCGCGUGAUAGCCUUCCUGAACAUCUGAAGCAUUAUCAAAAAGAUGUAGGCCUACCUGAUUGCACCACUUUCAGGCACAAUGCUAUGUACAUCUCGGCCCUGGAAUUGGUUAUGAUGGGUGAUAGCAAUCCAGAGGCUUUUGAUUAUGUCAUGAGCGGCCUGGCAGAACUGAAGAAGGGAGCUUUGCCACUAAGUAAUCUAAAAGAUGGAAUGAGUCUAAUUGAAAAAAGGAAGGCAUGCAACUCUUCUUCUGUUGGUAAAUCUGUUCCUUCAAAGUGUAGUCAGAAGCAAAAUAUUGAUGAUGGAGCUGCGUCAAGUGCUGGGAAAAUUGAAUGGAGAAAUGCAAAAGCAAGAACGGUAGGAGGGGAUGGGAAAUCUUCAGUCAAUGGUAAUGGGAACAUUGAAGCUAAUUCGGCCUCGUCUACUGUACAGGGGGACGACCUGAGCACGGUUGAUUCAAAUAUUGCAUUAACUUCUAGAACCAUGGAUACAGAAAGCAACAUGUCCCUGUUACCCCCUAAGAAGAAGCCUAGGAUGAGAGGUCAUCCGACAACGGCAAGAGACAAGUCGAAUUAUGAAAUAAAUGACAAGCGAUCGAGGUUUUGCACCAUUUGCCGUGGGAAGGGGCACAAGAGAACUACAUGCCCUCAAAGGGGCAACGAACCGCAGAAGCCGAGGAAGAUUCCGACAUGUACAAAUUGUGGCAUAGCCGGUCAUCGUAGGAAUACUUGUUCAAAAGUUUUGUACUCUACAUUGGAUGGGGUCCCCUCUGUAGGAUGUAUCUGAAUUGAUUAUGCACUUGUAAUUGGAUCUUUUUUAAACAU